AUGUCAGUCGACGCUCGCACAGCGUACCCGGCCAGCCGACCGGCUCCCAACUUGCAGGAUGAAUCAGAUGUUGAAGAAGAGGCACUCGUGAACAAUUAUAAGGAGCAAGUACACUUCGACGAUGGAAUGAGUGAAUUGGAUCGCACCACCUCGUUAGGAAGUGCCUCGCAGGCACAGGGUAUCCAAGCGCAGCUGGCGGCGGCAGCGACUCCGCUCGAGUUCCAGGCGACCCUUGAGACCAAGUUUGCGAGCUACGAUAAUUACUGCAAUCUGUUCCAUUAUAUUUUAAACUCUGAUGGGCCGGUGGAUUUGGAAGUGCCUUCUUAUUACUGGGCUUGGGACGUGAUUGACGAGUUCAUCUAUCAGUUUGAAUCAUUUUGUCGUUAUAGAAACCGGGUUGCCCGUACCGGAUCGAACGAGGAGGAAGCACAGCUGCUCCGGGAAAAUCCCAACACUUGGGGAUGCUAUUCCGUACUCAACGUCCUCUACUCCCUCAUUCAACGGUCUCAAAUUAGCGAGCAACUGGCAGCCAUAAAGCUCAACGAGGACCCCAUGGCCGUUGCUGGGGAGUAUGGGUCUCGCCCUCUUUAUCGCAUGCUCGGAUAUUUCUCGAUCAUUGGCUUGCUACGGGUCCAUUGCUUGUUGGGUGAUUUUAGCUUGGCUCUCAAGACUCUUGACGAUAUUGAGAUGAACAAAAAGGCAAUGUUCGCACGGGUCAUGGCCGCCCACUUCACCACGUACUACUACGUUGGUUUCUCAUACAUGAUGAUGCGCCGCUACGCGGACGCCAUCCGCACCUUCAGCCACAUCCUGGUCUACGUCUCAAGAACCAAGAACUUCCAAAAGGGACGGGAGAGCUAUGACGCGAUUGCGAAGAAGAACGAUCAGAUCCUUGCGCUCGUCGCCAUUUGCGUCGCUUUCCACCCAACCCGUUUGGAUGACACUAUCCACUCCGCCCUGCGUGAGAAGUACGGAGAUCAGCUCACUCGUCUCCAGCGUGGUGGACCAGAGGCGCUCCCACUAUUUGAAGAACUUUUCCGUUCUGCUUGCCCCAAAUUCAUCAGCCCAACUCCACCUGAUUUCGAAAACCCAGGACUCAACGUCGACCCAGUUGACCAUCAUACCGCCAUCUUCAUGGACGAAGUUCGCAAUACCCUUUACAACCCAACUGUGAAAUCUUACCUGAAACUUUACACCACCAUGGAUUUGAAGAAGCUUGCUGGUUUCCUUGAUGUCGAACCUGAGCAACUUCGGUCUUGGCUUCUCGUGAACAAGCUCCGCAGCAGACAGGUAAGAUGGUCGGAAGGAGGUUUGUUGGAGGGCGAAGUCGUCAACUCUGGUGAUUUGGAUUAUGCGAUUGAGGGCGACUUGAUUCAUAUCAGCGAGGCCAAGGCUGGUCGAAGACUGGUGGAUUGGUAUUUGCGCAACCUUGCUAGGACUUAUUGA
Uncinocarpus reesii 1704 is the source of this 1446-nucleotide messenger RNA. RefSeq names its product eukaryotic translation initiation factor 3 subunit 6-interacting protein. Gene Ontology annotation, biological process: translational initiation. The transcript has 2 exons. The record is from RefSeq and is a predicted model, not a curated record. NCBI's taxonomy places the organism in Eukaryota, Fungi, Ascomycota, Eurotiomycetes, Onygenales, Onygenaceae. The coding region runs from base 1 to 1446 and encodes 481 amino acids. Gene Ontology annotation, cellular component: cytoplasm; eukaryotic translation initiation factor 3 complex. Gene Ontology annotation, molecular function: translation initiation factor activity.